AUGAAGGAUGAAAUGAAUGAAAGAACGAUAACAGUUGUAACACGUUCUACAACACUCACUCAUGCUUUAGUAUUAAAAUUUUUGGAGAGCAAUAAUUAUGUAAAUACCCUGGAAUCUUUUCGUAAAGACGCACAAGAAAUUAUUGAAAAUGAGGAAUUAUUCGAUCAAGAUAAUGAACAUACUAAAAAGCCAUUAACGGCAAUCAUUCAAGAAUAUUUAAUUAAUCAAUUGCAAUCAAAUAUUGAAAAUAUGUCGUUAGAAAGGAUAAUUGAUGAUGAUUUGAUUACACCGGGAAAUAAUGAAUAUCCUCGAUAUCUUUGCGAAUCAUUCUCACAAAUCCAUACUAAAAACAUUUUAAGUGUACGCUUACAAACACUUUCAAUUAGAAAUUUUAUAAAUGGAGAAUACCAAAUCUCGGAAAUUCCUACAAUAAUUACCGGUUCAGCGGACAAAUCUAUUCGUUUAACUUCAUUGCUCACAGGAGAUACAUUUAACAUUUGUAAUGAUGUUCAUAAAGGUGGAAUACUUUGUCUGGAUUUUCAUCCAAUUUAUAAUAAUUUAAUGUUAACAGGAUCAAUGGACUCAUCAUGUGCAUUAAUAAAUGCUGAUGCAAUGAAUGUUGUACAAACAUUUAAAGAUCAUACGAAAUAUGUCGUCAGAGCAAAAUUUUCGAUGGAUGGAAAAAUGAUUGUGACUGCAUCUUAUGAUCAUAAAAUUAUUUUUCACAAGGUUGGAAAUGAAGAAAUGUUAUCAACUUUACCAAGUUAUAAUAAAAUCCAUUCGAUAAUUUUUGGUGGAAAUAUUGAAUCAAUGUGUUUCUUACCGGACAAUCAAUAUUUGGUCGUUGGUGUACGUGGAGAUAAUUAUCUUCAUUAUAUUAAUUUAUCGAAUUUUAACGAUAAAAAAUAUAAUAUGAAUAGUAAUGGUGAUGAUUGGAUUUCAUUUACUCCAAUGGAUAUUUCCCCUUCUCCACAAAAUCAUGGAAAAUAUCUACUGGUUUCAACUGAUGAUGAAAAUGGUAGAAUAAUUUUAUUUCGCGCUCAUUCUUCUCAACAGAUUUUUAAUUUUUAUGAUUUGGAAGCUAUCCCUGAUAGGAAAUUAACAAAUCCUAGACAUUGUUGGCAUCCCAAUGGAAAAUAUUUCUUCACUUUUGGUGUAGAUUCCAUUAUCAGAAUUUUUAAUGUUGCCACUAAAUCUAUUAUUCACAAAUUGGAAGGUCAUAAGGAUAUAGUUAGAGGCUUAUGGUUUGAUCAAAAUAGAAAUGUAUUAGUUUCUUGCGGUUUCGAUAAAGCUGUUAAAAUUUGGAGCGUUGACGACAUAGGUCACGAUAAUACCAAUGGAAUGAGCAUGUAA
Molecule: messenger RNA, 1353 nt
Organism: Funneliformis geosporum
Lineage: Eukaryota; Fungi; Glomeromycota; Glomeromycetes; Glomerales; Glomeraceae
Source: the annotation of a GenBank genome assembly